CGUGUACACCAGCAGGUCGUCUACGUUCCGCGCAUUUCUUGUGGGUCGGCGGAGAGUGGGAGUGGAGGGGCCUCAACCCAGAACCGGAGGACCCGGCGAGCACGACCACCAGUACGCAGCGAGACGGCGAAGCUAUGAGUGCGCCUGAAGACGCGCGGAGUACGACGGCCGAAACGUCGUCGUCAGUGCGAGAGACAAAAGUGUCGAGUGUGAAAAGUGAUAAAGUGACUACGACCUCACCCCCUCCAUUGGAUAAGUCGAAACCCUCUGGUAAGUCAAAGAAGAAGCAGAAUAAGGACGUAAAAAUUGUAGGAGGUAAAAUUAUAAAAACUAUUGUUGAAGAUGAUUCGGUAGAUAUAGUCGAGUUGCCUUCUGACUACCCUUCACCCGAUGUGGGUAGUUAUGUCACAGAGUAUAUUGUAGAUGAUUCGGGGGCUCAGACACCUCAAUUGUCCAGGUCUGUUUCUGUGCCUUAUGAUAGCAAAGGUAAUAUCGUGAUUGGUCCUUCUGUAACGAGUGUUGAAGUUUCAACCUCGAAGAUUGAUAGUUCUAGGGAUGCUUUUGAACAAAAUGGCAAAGCUGAGGGGUUUUCUAAUACGUAUUCUGGGACUGCUCCCCGUGAAGUAUCUGAUGUGAAACACUAUACGUCAAAACAUAACCAGCCUUCAGUAGAUGUUAAAAUGGUUGGAGGGAAAAUUGUCAAAACUCCUAAGUACGAUGACUCUGCUAGCUUUAUUGCAAUGGAGAGAGGGCAGGGUGUUAUUCAAACAGGGUUUGAUCAAAGUGUAGGUGAAGUAACUUCAUCUAGCGUUAAACAAAAAUCAGAAUCUAGAGCUUUCGUGUCAAGUUCAUCAACCACAAAAAUGUCUUCCAUGGAUUCCGUAGUUUCUAGCUCUGAGACUUUCCAUGAUUCGGGUAAACACACAGUAAAAAAUGUUUCCCAAAGGAAUGUUAGUGAACAUCAGCCAAUUUCAACCGAAUCACUAUCCACUAGUCAUUUUAAAGAUAAUAUUUCUUCUUCGGUAUACAAGACUAAUACUUCUGAAUCUUACCAAGCCGAAAGCUCAUCUCACGAAGUUUCUUCCAGCGAAACAUCGAAAUCUAAGACGGAAACGGGUGGGUCUGUGUCUGUUAUCAAGCAAUCAGCUGAUAAAAAUGCAAUAGUUGAAAAAUCUCAAUCGUCUCAAAGUAUAUUGUCUCAGACUUCUGCUUCAAAGAAAACAUCUGCUAUGUCAUCAACUGUCGCUCAAUCAUCAACAAGUGUGUCAAGUGUCAAAACAGGAGGUAAGGUCAUCAAAACAUCCCAAGUAUAUGUUAUUGAUUCCAAGGGUAACAAAAAAUUAGUUUCACAAACACAAGAUGUCGAUGUAGUGCCUUCCAAGGUAGAGACAUUCGUUGACGAGUCAUCAAAUGUGAAAUCUGACCAGAAAAUAUCUGUAGAGGAAAGUGUUUCUUCGUCAGUAAUGGCGCGGUCAGAUGUUUCAGAUAGUCACAAGGAAAUUGUUCAAUCCUCCCGUAUUCAGGAUAGGAGUGCAAACAAGGAGCUCCAAAAAAUAUCCAGUACAAGUAGCAUCAAAGAAUCACGUGAAGAGGUGGUAAGCAGCAGUUCUUCUUCAUCUACUAAACAUAUUCAAGGGAAAGGUAGUUUAAAAGAAAUAUCUGGUGUCUCGUACAAGACCAUACCAACAUCUGAUGGACGUGGUCAACAGAUAAUUGAGGAGACUGUAAAAAUUAUUGGGGGUAAGGUUGUAAAGAGUGAAAGGGUUGUUGAGAAAAUACCACUAUCAGCUGUCGUGAAAACAUCUGGUGAAAGCUAUUAUAUAAAUAAAAAGGGCGAGAAAAUCAUACUGAACAGAACAGAUGAUUUGAGAAGGAGUGAGUUGCAAAUAUCUGAUUCUACAUUACACAAUGUCCCAGCAAGUAAUACAAGUUAUGAAGAAAUGCCAGGUGUUACUUACAAAUCUAUCCCUAGUGUAGAUGGUAAAAAGCAGGAGAUCGUUGAAGAAUCUGUAAAAAUUAUUGGAGGAAAAAUUAUAAGAAGCCACAGGGUAAUUGAAAGUGUGCCAUCGUCGUCCAUAGUUCAGGGUUCCAGCCAAUCGUACUAUAUAAAUAAAAAAGGCGAUAAGGUUAUACUGAGUAGUAAAAGCACAGAGGAACAGACAUCAGAGUCAAGGGUGGUAGAAGGAGUGUCACAUGUAACGAGCAGUGGGGCUGAGGAUAAUCUGCCUCAGAAGAAAAUUGGCAAAUCUAGUCCUGAUAAUAGUGGUAUUACUUACAAGGUCUAUUCAACUAAUGACGGCCGAACACAACAGAUAGUAGAAGAGACUGUGAAGAUUAUUGGUGGAAAAAUUGUAAAGAAUACGAAAGUAAUCGAAAACGUCCCAUUGUCAGCUAUUGUUAAAAGCUCUGGUCAAACUUAUUACAUUAAUAAAAAAGGAGAUAAGGUGAUACUUGAUGUUCAAAUGACAGAAAAACAAAGCUACGAUUCGAAAUCGGAGACAGUUAAAUCGAAAGAAAAAAAUACUGCACCUGACAGUAAAAAUGAAGAAAAAACAAAAAAGUCAACAGACUCAUCAGGUGUGACGUAUUUGACUAUGCCUUCUUCUGACGGACGUAGGCAGCAGAUAAUUGAGGAGAGUGUAAAAAUAAUUGGUGGAAAGAUUGUCAGAAAUAAGAGGGUCAUAGAGAGCGUACUUUCGUCUGAUAUCUUUGAGCGAUCUGGUGAAACUUAUUAUAUCAAUAAAAAAGGAGAAAAAAUAAUCCUAAACAGUCAAGACAUUAAUCGAAAAUCUGAAACGGUCGAAAGAGUUUCUUCUAAUGACGGUGAAAAAUCUAGUUCGAAAACUGGAAAAAUUACGACUAGUAAGGAAGAUUCACCUGGGGUUUCUUAUAAAACGAUUCCAUCAUCUGAUGGCCGUAAUCAGCAAAUUGUUGAAGAGACUGUGAAAAUUGUUGGAGGAAAGAUAGUAAGAAGUACGCGAGUUGUUGAAGAUGUGCCUUCUUCAAGUAUUAUCAAAAGCUCGGGAAGUACCUAUUACGUAAAUAAAAAAGGAGAAAAGAUAUUUAUAAACAAUGUAUCUUUUGACGAACAUUCUCAAAGUUCCUUCGACACUCAAAACGUGAAGAUAAUUAAUAAUAAGGAUACUGUGGACGACAGAAAUAUUAUGACGUCAUCAGAACACUUUGUAAGGGAUAGUAUCAAUGAGUCAAGUGACAUAUCUUCUUCCCUUCAAACAAGUUCGACAGCAAUGUCUUCACAUAAGACCGGAGGAAAAAUAAUUAAAACUAAGACUGUCAUUGUUGAUGGAAAACCAGUGACAACUACAAGUGAAGAAGAAAUUCCUGGAUCAUUUUCAGUAACAGAGGGGAAUGUGUCAGAGAGUACCCAAUCUCAACUGAAGGAAACAUUUUCUAGAGAUAGAACCGAUAUCAAGUCAACUACUGAACAGUUUGAAACUUCUAGUAUUCAAGGGGCCAACUAUAGAACUGAAGAAAUAACGAAAAUGGUCGGUGGAAAACUUGUUAAAACAACCAGAGUAAUAUAUGACGAACCAGAGAAUCUUGAGUUUGGAAAAACUAAAACAAAAGAUAAGAUACUUACAAGGCAAAACGAUAAGUCAGAUGAGUUACUUGUGGAAUCUAGAAAACCAACAAAACCAGAUAUCGUCACUUCUGAAUCAACUCAUACAAGUGAGGUAGUCAAAAUGGUUGGAGGAAAAUUGGUAAAGACAACUGUUAUAGUUGAUAAUACGAAAUCUACAGACUACUCUCAAUGUUAUAAUGUUACAUCAGAAAAACAAACUCUCCCAGUGGCUGGUAAACCAUCAAAACCUGUUGACAGAUUUGAUAAAAAUAUUGAAACCUACCAGCAACCGAAAGAACAUUCGAAAGACACGUCUGAAAGAACGAGAGAAGACCCAUCAAGAAAACCAGCAGCUGGCUUAUAUAGCCCACUUGAAGAUAGACGAGAAGAUGAUAUAUCAAAAUUUGUACCUCAUGAAAGAGAACCGAAAGAGAGAAUGGACCCCUCUGGCAGACCAGCGGCGGGAGCUCCUAGCCAGACCAACAAUAAAACAGAAAAUAAAUCUAAGGAUAAAUCACCAAAAAGGGUAGAUGAAAAUGAUGAUUUAUUGUUAAAGCCUUUCAAACCAUCUAAAAGUGACGAUUUUAUUUCGGCUUCGACCCAUACAACAGAGAUUGUCAAAAUGGUUGGCGGAAAACUUGUUAAAACAACAGUUGUUGUUGAUGACAGGUAUGAUGAUUACUCUGAGUCCCUAACAAGUAUGCGGGGCAAGCCUAAUCCAACCACUUACACUCCUAGUCAGCCUAAAGAUCAACAAGGAGAUUACAUAACGACGUUUGAACCUCGAGAAUGGGAACCUAAGCCAAGAAUAGAGCCGUCUGGAAGGCCAGCAGCAGGAGCACCUAGUCAUCCUAGUGAUAAACCAGAAGAUGGCAGACCUCAAUUUGUACCUCACGAUAAGGAACCAACACACCGAAUUGAUCCAUCUGGAAGACCAGCAGCAGGAGCAUCAAGUCAUCCUAGUGAUAAACCAGAAGAUGGCAGAGCUCAAUUUGUACCUCACGAUAAGGAACAAACACACAGAAUUGAUCCAUCUGGAAGACCAGCGGCAGGAGCAUCCAGUCAUCCUAUCGAAAAACCAGAUGAUGGCAGAACUCAAUUUGUACCUCACGAUAAGGAACCAACACACAGAAUUGAUCCAUCUGGAAGACCAGCGGCAGGAGCAUCCAGUCAUCCUAGUGAUAAACCAGAAGAUGGCAGAGCUCCAUUUGUGCCACACGAUAAGGAGCCUAAACACAGAAUUGAUCCAUCUGGAAGACCAGCGGCAGGAGCAUCCAGUCAUCCUAGUGAUAAACCAGAAGAUGGCAGAGCUCAAUUUGUACCUCACGAUAAGGAACAAACACACAGAAUUGAUCCAUCAGGAAGACCAGCAGCAGGGGCUCCUAGUCAACCAAAGGACAAGCCAGAAGAUAAACUGAAGGACAAGUCUCCAACCAAAAGGGUAGACAAACCUGACGAUUUAUUUUUAGAACCACAAAAAACUUCUCACCAUGAUCAGUACAUUUCUGAAUCAACUCAUACUACAGAGGUUAUAAAAAUGAUUGCUGGAAAGUUAGUUAAAACAACUGUUGUUGUAGAUGAUUCAACAACUACUGAUUUCUCUGACACUCAAGGAACUAAGACAGUUACAAAACCACUUCCAGUAGCUGGCAAACCAUCGAAACCAGUUGAUAGAUUUGGCAAACCCAUUGAAAAGGAUAUCAAACCGAAAGAACAGACGAAGGAUACACAUGAAAGAAAAAGAGAUGAACCAUCUAGAAGACCAGCAGCAGGAGCUCCUAGUCAACCAAAGGAUAAACCAGAAGAUGGCAGAACUCCAUUUGUGCCACACGAUAAGGAGCCUAAACACAGAAUUGAUCCAUCUGGAAGACCAGCGGCAGGAGCAUCCAGUCAUCCUAUCGAAAAACCAGAUGAUGGCAGAACUCAAUUUGUACCUCACGAUAAGGAACCAACACACAGAAUUGAUCCAUCUGGAAGACCAGCGGCAGGAGCAUCCAGUCAUCCUAGUGAUAAACCAGAAGAUGGCAGAGCUCCAUUUGUGCCACACGAUAAGGAGCCUAAACACAGAAUUGAUCCAUCUGGAAGACCAGCGGCAGGAGCAUCCAGUCAUCCUAGUGAUAAACCAGAAGAUGGCAGAGCUCAAUUUGUACCUCACGAUAAGGAACAAACACACAGAAUUGAUCCAUCAGGAAGACCAGCAGCAGGGGCUCCUAGUCAACCAAAGGACAAGCCAGAAGAUAAACUGAAGGACAAGUCUCCAACCAAAAGGGUAGACAAACCUGACGAUUUAUUUUUAGAACCACAAAAAACUUCUCACCAUGAUCAGUACAUUUCUGAAUCAACUCAUACUACAGAGGUUAUAAAAAUGAUUGGUGGAAAGUUAGUUAAAACAACUGUUGUAGUAGAUGAUUCAACAACUACUGACUUCUCUGACACUCAAGGAACUAAGACAGUUACAAAACCACUGCCAGUAGCAGGCAAACCAUCGAAGCCAGUUGACAGAUUUGGUAAACCCAUUGAAAAGGACGUCAAACCGAAAGAACAGACGAAGGAUACACAUGAAAGAAAAAGAGAUGAACCAUCUGGAAGACCAGCAGCAGGAGCUCCUAGUCAACCAAAGGAUAAAUCAGAAGAUGACAGAACUCCAUUUGUGCCACACGAUAAGGAGACUAAACACAGAAUUGAUCCUUCUGGAAGACCUGCAGCAGGAGCACCUAGCCAUCCUACCGAAAAACCAGAAGAUGGAAAAACUCCAUUUGUACCACACGAUAAAGAACCUAAAAAUAAAAUCGAUCCAUCAGGAAGACCAGCAGCAGGAGCUCCAAGUCAACCAAAGGAUAAACCAGAAGAUGGCAGAACUCCAUUUGUGCCACACGAUAAGGAGCCUAAACAUAGAAUUGAUCCAUCUGGAAGACCUGCAGCAGGAGCACCUAGUCAACCAAAGGACAAGCCAGAAGAUAAACUGAAGGACAAGUCUCCAACCAAAAGGGUAGACAAACCUGACGAUUUAUUUUUAGAACCACAAAAAACUUCUCACCAUGAUCAAUACAUUUCUGAAUCAACUCAUACUACAGAGGUUAUAAAAAUGGUUGGUGGAAAGUUAGUUAAAACAACUGUUGUGGUAGAUGAUUCAACAAGUACGGACUUCUCUGACACUCACGGAACUAAGACAGUUACAAAACCACUCCCUGUAGCAGGCAAACCAUCGAAGCCAGUUGACAGAUUUGGCAAACCGAUUGAAAAGGACGUCAAACCGAAAGAACAAACGAAGGAUACGCAUGACAGAAAAAGAGAUGAACCAUCUGGAAGACCAGCAGCAGGAGCUCCUAGUCAACCAAAGGAUAAACCAGAAGAUGACAGAACUCCAUUUGUGCCACACGAUAAGGAGCCUAAACACAGAAUUGAUCCAUCUGGAAGACCUGCAGCAGGAGCACCUAGCCAUCCUACCGAAAAACCAGAAGAUGGAAAAACUCAAUUUGUACCACACGAUAAGGAACCCAAAAAUAAAAUCGAUCCAUCAGGAAGACCAGCAGCAGGAGCUCCAAGUCAACCAAAGGAUAAACCAGAAGAUGGCAGAACUCCAUUUGUGCCACACGAUAAGGAGCCUAUACACAGAAUUGAUCCAUCUGGAAGACCUGCAGCAGGAGCACCUAGUCAACCAAAGGAUAAGCCAGAAGAUAAACUGAAGAACAAGUCUCCAACCAAAAGGGUAGACAAACCUGACGAUUUAUUUUUAGAACCACAAAAAACUUCUCACCAUGAUCAAUACAUUUCUGAAUCAACUCAUACUACAGAGGUUAUAAAAAUGAUUGGUGGAAAGUUAGUUAAAACAACUGUUGUGGUGGAUGAUUCAACAAGUACUGACUUCUCUGACACUCAAAGAACUAAGACAGUUACAAAACCACUUCCAGUAGCUGGAAAACCAUCGAAACCAGUUGAUAGAUUUGGCAAACCCAUUGAAAAGGAUGUCAAACCGAAAGAACAGACGAAGGAUACACAUGAAAGAAAAAGAGAUGAAUCAUCUGGAAGACCAGCAGCAGGAGCUCCUAGUCAACCAAAGGAUAAACCAGAAGAUGAAAGAACUUCAUUUGUGCCACACGAUAAGGAGCCUAAACACAGAAUUGAUCCAUCUGGAAGACCUGCAGCAGGAGCACCUAGCCAUCCUACCGAAAAACCAGAAGAUGGCAGAACUCCAUUUGUGCCACACGAUAAGGAGCCUAAACACAGAAUUGAUCCAUCAGGGAGGCCGGCAGCAGGAGCACCUAGCCAACCUAAGGACAAACCAGACGAUGGCAAAACUCCGUUUGUACCACAUGAUAAGGAACCGAGACACAGAAUGGAUCCAUCAGGAAGACCAGCAGCAGGAGCACCUAGCCAACCUAAGGACAAACCAGACGAUGGCAAAACUCCGUUUGUGCCACAUGACAAAGAACCGAACUAUAGAAUGGAUCCAUCAGGAAGGCCAGCAGCAGGAGCACCUAGCCAACCUAAGGACAAACCAGACGAUGGCACAACUCGGUUUGUACCACAUGACAAAGAACCGAAACAUAGAAUGGAUCCAUCAGGAAGGCCAGCAGCAGGAGCACCUAGCCAACCUAAGGACAAACCAGACGAUGGCAAAACUCCGUUUGUACCACAUGAUAAGGAACCGAAACAUAGAAUGGAUCCAUCAGGGAGGCCGGCAGCAGGAGCACCUAGCCAACCUAAGGACAAACCAGACGAUGGCACAACUCGGUUUGUACCACAUGACAAAGAACCGAAACAUAGAAUGGAUCCAUCAGGAAGGCCAGCAGCAGGAGCACCUAGCCAACCUAAGGAUAAACCAGAUGAUGGAAAAACUGCAUCUAUGCCUUAUGAUAAGAAACCUAAAAAGCCAACUAAACCUGAUAUCAUCUCUGAAUCAGCCCACACCACUGAAGUUAUAAAAAUGAUAAACGGUAAAAUAGUAAAACAAACAGUUGUUAUUGACGAGUCUAAUGCAACCGACCUAAGAAAAACACAUGUAAGUACUUUUGAGAAGCAUAUUUCUCCAGCCGCAGGAAAACCUAGCCAGCCCGUAGACAAAUUUGGAAGGCCAGUCGACCUUUUUGAAGAACCGAAAAAACCAAGCAAAGAAAAAAGCCCUACUCGCAAAACUAAAACGGAGGACCUAAAACCAACGGAACCAGCUGGAAAACCCUCCAGACCGAAAGACUCUCCAGACUAUGACGAACCUGACAGAGUAACAAUCGUUGGUGGCAGGAUCAUAGCUACUUCUAAAACAUCCAAGACAUCAACAUCCGUGCAAGAAGCUGUGUCGUCAUCAACAGAGACUGUUGUUAGGAAGGGGGUGAGGAGAAUUGUCACAGAUAAGGGGGUCGUGGAGGAAGUUCUACCUGAAACCGUCGUGUCUAGAAGAACCAGUGAUACCGCCGACGUUCGAAGACAGUCGCAUGUCGUUCACGAAAACACCUCCGUAGACUCUACCGUGCUUACGAAGGAAGUGACGGACAGAAGGAUCUUGGAGGAGACGAAGAAGCCCCUGGAAGACAAACCAAAGAAGAAGCCGGAGGAGAAGAAGCCUAAGGAGUCGCAUCCCCCCAAGGAGCAGUGCAUCUGUGAGCUUUGCACUUGUGGGAGACACAGAUGUCCUCAUGGUCCGUACAGCGAAGGCCCUCCAUUGGACUGGCAACCAGAACCUCUGCCCGACCACUCGCUGCUGCACGAGGAGUUCCGUCCCUUCAAACCCUCCGAGGUGGAACGGCCCAAGUUGAAGAGAUUGCAGACAGAACUUGAAUUACCCAAGGAGCCCCUGGACACAAGAACUGCGUACGAGCUGGACUACCCUGAGAAACAUGCAGAAAGACCUCGCAGGUUUAAAGUGGAAGACCAUCUGCAUCCCGAAGGAGAGUUCGAACGGCCUAAGCCUGAGAAGUAUGGACCUGGAGAACGAGCGCCAAUUGUCAGACAUCCUGAUAACCUUAAACCAGAAGGUGAUUUUGAAGUUCCUCAACGAGAACCGUUUAGGCCUGCUGAUAGACAAAAGCCCUUUAAACCUUCAGACAAUCUUCAUCCUGAAGGUGACUUUGAAAAGCCAGAAAAAGAGCCUUACAGGCCUGGUGAAAGGCCCAAGCAAGUUAGACCAUCUGACAAUUUGAGACCUGAGGGAGAUUUUGAGAAACCAGAAAAAGAACCAUUCAGACCUGCAGAAAGGCCCAAGCAAAUCAGACCAUCUGAUAACUUGAGACCUGAAGGAGACUUUGAAACUCCUGAAAAGCAACCAUUUAGACCCGCUGAAAGGCCCAAGCAAAUCAGACCUUCUGAUAACUUAAGACCUGAAGGUGACUUUGAAAAGCCAGAAAAAGAGCCUUACAGGCCUGGUGAAAGGCCCAAGCAAGUUAGACCAUCUGACAAUUUGAGACCUGAGGGAGAUUUUGAGAAACCAGAAAAAGAACCAUUCAGACCUGCAGAAAGGCCCAAGCAAAUCAGACCUUCUGAUAACUUAAGACCUGAAGGUGACUUUGAAAAGCCAGAAAAAGAGCCUUACAGGCCUGGUGAAAGGCCCAAGCAAGUUAGACCAUCUGACAAUUUGAGACCUGAGGGAGAUUUUGAGAAACCAGAAAAAGAACCAUUCAGACCUGCAGAAAGGCCCAAGCAAAUCAGACCUUCUGAUAACUUAAGACCUGAAGGUGACUUUGAAAAGCCAGAAAAAGAGCCUUACAGGCCUGGUGAAAGGCCCAAGCAAGUUAGACCAUCUGACAAUUUGAGACCUGAGGGAGAUUUUGAGAAACCAGAAAAAGAACCAUUCAGACCUGCAGAAAGGCCCAAGCAAAUCAGACCUUCUGAUAACUUAAGACCUGAAGGUGACUUUGAAAAGCCAGAAAAAGAGCCUUACAGGCCUGGUGAAAGGCCCAAGCAAGUUAGACCAUCUGACAAUUUGAGACCUGAGGGAGAUUUUGAGAAACCAGAAAAAGAACCAUUCAGACCUGCAGAAAGGCCCAAGCAAAUCAGACCAUCUGAUAAUUUGAGACCUGAAGGAGACUUUGAAACUCCUGAAAAGCAACCAUUUAGACCCGCUGAAAGGCCCAAGCAAAUCAGACCAUCUGAUAACUUAAGACCUGAAGGAGACUUUGAAACGCCUGAAAAGCAACCAUUCAGACCUGCUGAAAGGCCCAAGCAAAUCAGACCUUCUGACAAUUUGAGACCUGAAGGAGAUUUUGAGAAACCAGAAAAAGAACCAUUCAGACCUGCAGAAAGGCCCAAGCAAAUCAGACCUUCUGAUAAUUUAAGACCUGAAGGGGAGUUUGAGAGACCGGAACAGCCUAAAGCUCCCACCAGAGGGGAGCGAGCGCCUGUCACAAAACCUGAGGACAAUCUGAAACCUCUAGGAGAAUUCACUGGUGUAACAACUAAGCAACUAGACUUCACAGGCCAACCGACCGAAAGGCCUCAACUGGUGAGGCGUAACACCUUCACUAAAUUGGAAGGCGACAUCGAAACUGAGACUACGACACGCAGCGAGUUCCGACAGUUCGAUCACACGAGCCGCACAGAGAUUGUACGCCAAAGGGAAGACAACCUUACAGUGGGCGAGGGGAAAUUCACGGUAACCACGCGAGCACAAGAAGACUAUCCUGAGCGCCAACUUGUGAAACCAGAGAAACCCAAAAAGCUGAAGGACAACAAGUUUGUGGAAAACAAUGAGUUUUACUUUGAAACAAGCAACCAAGAAGCAUUUACAGACCAUAAAUAUAUAAAUCGUGUUGAGGUGACUAAACGCACAGACAACCUUACAACUGAGGGUACAAUGGUAUUUGAAACUUCUUCAAAAACAGACUUCACUGAGAAGACGCCAGAUCGGCAAAAACCCACUCGUCGAGGGACAUGGACUAAACAAGAUGGAGAGAGAUAUUUUGAAACCACAAACCUUGAGGAGUUCAAAGAGCAUCCUAUCACACGAGUCACUCAAUACACUCUACGUGACAAUCUUACCACAGAGGAGGGAAUAUUUGAAAGCAAUACAACCACUAAGGAUGUUUACAAAACCUACAAAACAGACCGUCCUAAACCAACAAAACCGAUAGAUAAUUUAAAACCUGAGGGAGAAUUUGAGAAGCCUGAAAAAGAACCAUUUAGACCUGCUGAAAGACCCAAGCAAAUCAGACCUUCUGAUAAUUUGAAGCCUGAAGGAGAAUUUGAAACACCUGAGAAGCAGCCUUACAGACCUGCAGAAAGACCCAAGCAAAUUAGACCUUCUGACAAUUUGAGGCCUGAAGGUGAAUUUGAAACCCCUGAGAAGCAGCCUUUCAGACCAGCAGAAAGACCAAAACAAAUCAGACCAUCUGACAAUUUAAGGCCAGAAGGAGAAUUUGAAACACCUGAGAAGAAGCCUUUCAGACCCGCAGAAAGACCCAAGCAAAUAAGACCUUCUGAUAAUUUGAGACCUGAAGGAGAAUUUGAAAAGCCAGAAAAAGAACCGUUUAGACCAGCAGAAAGGCCCAAGCAAAUCAGACCUUCUGACAAUUUGAGACCAGAAGGAGAAUUUGAAAAGCCAGAAAAAGAACCGUUUAGACCAGCAGAAAGGCCCAAGCAAAUCAGACCUUCUGACAAUUUGAGACCAGAAGGAGAAUUUGAAACACCUGAGAAGCAACCUUUCAGACCUGCAGAAAGACCAAAGCAGAUCAGACCUUCUGACAAUUUGAGACCUGAAGGUGAAUUUGAGAAGCCAGAAAAAGAACCGUUUAGACCAACAGAAAGGCCCAAGCAAAUCAGACCUUCUGACAAUUUGAGACCAGAAGGAGAAUUUGAAACACCUGAGAAGCAACCUUUCAGACCUGCAGAAAGACCAAAGCAGAUCAGACCUUCUGACAAUUUGAGACCUGAAGGUGAAUUUGAGAAGCCAGAAAAAGAACCGUUUAGACCAGCAGAAAGGCCCAAGCAAAUCAGACCUUCUGACAAUUUGAGACCUGAAGGAGAAUUUGAAACACCUGAGAAGCAACCAUUCAGACCUGCAGAAAGACCAAAGCAGAUCAGACCUUCUGACAAUUUGAGACCUGAAGGAGAAUUCGAAACACCUGAGAAGCAACCUUUCAGACCUGCAGAAAGACCAAAGCAGAUCAGACCUUCUGACAAUUUGAGACCUGAAGGAGAAUUUGAAAAGCCAGAAAAAGAACCGUUUAGACCAGCAGAAAGGCCCAAGCAAAUCAGACCUUCUGACAAUUUGAGACCAGAAGGAGAAUUUGAAACACCUGAGAAGCAACCUUUCAGACCUGCAGAAAGACCAAAGCAGAUCAGACCUUCUGACAAUUUGAGACCUGAAGGAGAAUUUGAAAAGCCAGAAAAAGAACCGUUUAGACCAGCAGAAAGGCCCAAGCAAAUCAGACCUUCUGACAAUUUGAGACCAGAAGGAGAAUUUGAAACACCUGAGAAGCAACCUUUCAGACCUGCAGAAAGACCAAAGCAGAUCAGACCUUCUGACAAUUUGAGACCUGAAGGUGAAUUUGAGAAGCCAGAAAAAGAACCGUUUAGACCAGCAGAAAGACCAAAGCAAAUAAGACCUUCUGAUAAUCUGAGACCUGAAGGAGAUUUUGAGAAACAAGAAAAAGAACCAUUCAGACCAGCAGAAAGACCCCAACAAUUCAGACCCUCUGAUAAUCUGAGGCCUGAAGGAGAAUUUGAAAAACCCCAGAAAGAACCAUUCAGACCAGCAGAAAGACCCAAGCAAAUAAGACCUUCUGACAAUUUGAAGCCUGAAGGUGAAUUUGAAACACCUGAGAAGCAGCCUUUCAGACCAGCAGAAAGACCAAAGCAAAUCAGACCUUCUGACAAUUUGAGACCUGAAGGAGAAUUUGAAAAGCCAGAAAAAGAACCGUUUAGACCAGCAGAAAGGCCCAAGCAAAUCAGACCAUCUGACAAUUUGAGGCCUGAAGGAGAAUUUGAAACCCCUGAGAAGCAGCCUUUCAGACCUGCAGAAAGACCCAAGCAAAUCAGACCUUCUGACAAUUUGAGGCCUGAAGGUGAUUUUGAAACACCUGAGAAACAACCUUUCAGACCUGCAGAAAGACCUAAGCAGAUCAGACCUUCUGACAACCUAAAACCUGAAGGUGAAUUUGAGCGUAGGCCAAAAGAAACAGUUCCCCUUAUGGGGGAGAGAGCACCAGUUGUCAAACCAAAAGACAACUUAUUUCCAGAAGGAGAAUUUACUAAGCCAGAGCUAGAGGAGUAUAGACCCUCUGAGCGCCCUAAGCCUGUCAGGCCUCAUGACAACUUGAAACCUGAGGGAGAGUUUGAAAGGCACUAUCCUGAAUCUUUCAAACCGGCAGAGCGACCCGAGAUCAUCAGACACCCAGAUAACUUAAAACCUGAAGGAGAAGUGGAUUAUAAGCCGAAGGAAAAAGCACCAACAAAAGGAGAUAGAGCACCAAUGGUUAAGCCCAAGGAUAACUUGAGACCAGAGGGUGAGUUUGAAAAACGUCGUCCUGAACCAGUACCACAUGGUGAACGAGCUCCGGUUGUAAAGCCUAAGGAUAAUUUGUAUCCUGAAGGUGAGUUUGCCAAGCCAGAGCUAGAUGAAUACAGACCAGCUGAAAGACCUAAACCUGUCAAACCCCUUGACAACUUGAAACCAGAAGGAGAGUUCGAAAAGCGUUAUCCGGAAGCAUACAGGCCAGCUGAACGUCCAGAGAUAAUCAGACAUCCUGAUAACCUUAAACCAGAGGGUGAAGUAGACUAUAAACCGAGAGAGAAGGCUCCAACAAAAGGAGAUAGAGCUCCUGUCAUUAGACCUAAAGAUAAUCUUCACCCAGAAGGUGAGUUUGAAAAGCGUCAACCUGAGCCUAUACCCCAAGGUGAACGUGCUCCUGUGGUAAAGCCAAAAGACAACCUAUUUCCAGAAGGAGACUUUGAAAAACGAAAACCGGAUGAAUAUACACCUUCCAAGAGACCUGAGGCCGUUAAACCCAUUGAUAACCUUAAGCCUGAGGGUGAGUUUGAAAGACCUACUCCUGAAAAAGUACGGCCUGGAGAACGUGCUGAGAUUGUACGACAUCCUGACAAUUUAAAACCUGAGGGAGAAUUUGUUGGAAGACCAAAAGAAAAGGUACCUUCUUAUGGGGAGCGAGCUCCAGUGGUUAAGCCAAAAGAUAAUUUGUAUCCAGAAGGAGAAUUCCAAAAACCAGAACACGAAGAAUAUCGUCCAGCUGAAAGACCUAAGCCUAUCAGACCUCAUGACAAUCUUAAGCCUGAAGGUGAAUUUGAAAAGAGAUAUCCAGAAGCAUAUAAACCUGCUGAACGGCCAGAAAUCAUCAGGCACCCUGAUAACCUAAGACCUGAAGGUGAAAUUGAUUACAAGCCAAGAGAGAAGGCACCGACCAAAGGAGAUAGAGCACCUGUUAAAAAGCCAAAAGACAACCUAUAUCCCGAAGGAGAAUUUGAAAAGCGCCAACCAGAAGUCAUACCAUAUGGUGAAAGAGCACCAGUCGUAAAACCAAAAGACAACUUGUGGCCUGAAGGGGACUUUGAAAAACGUACUCCAGAGGCUUAUACUCCAACAAAAAGGCCACAAGCUGUGAGACCUGUUGACAACUUAAAACCAGAAGGAGAGUUUGAUAGACCCACUGCAGAAAAAGUGAAACCAGGUGAAAGAGCUGAGAUAGUAAAACAUCCUGAUAAUCUUAAGCCCGAGGGAGAAUUUAUUAGACGGCCAAAAGAGAAAGCACCACAAUAUGGUGAAAGAGCCCCAGUGGUUAAGCCAAAAGAUAACCUUUAUCCCGAGGGCGAGUUUGCCAAAUCAGAACCUGACGAGUAUCGACCAGGUGAAAGACCUAAGCCCAUUAAGCCUCAUGACAACCUUAAACCAGAAGGAGAUUUUGAAAAGCGAUACCCUGAGGCUUACAAGCCUGCUAAACGACCUGAACUCAUCAAACAUCCUGACAACCUGAAACCCGAAGGAGAAUUUGAAGGCAGACCAAAAGAAAAGGCACCUUUAAGAGGAGAAAGAGCUCCUGUUGUUAAGCCUAAAGACAAUUUAUACCCUGAAGGUGAUUUUGAAAGACCUGAAAUUAUAUCAUAUGGACCUGGAGAGCGUCAAAAGCCUAUAAAACCAAAUGAUAAUCUAAAGCCUGAAGGAGAAUUUGAAAGGCCAUAUCAAGAAAGAUUCAUUCCAGGAGAAAGACCUAAAGCUGUUAGACCAGAAGAUAAUCUCAAACCUGAAGGAGAGUUCGAAAAACGUACACCACAGAAGGUAGGUCCUGGUGAAAGAGCAGAAAUUGUAAAACAUCCAGAUAAUUUACGACCUGAGGGUGAUUUUGUUAGGCCCAAAAAAUCUGUGACUCCAUUAAAAGGUGACCGAGCUCCAAUUGUAAAACCUAAAGAUAAUUUACGACCUGAAGGCGAAUUUGAAAAACGUCCCCAGGAGGAAACACCAACAAAGGGUGAGAGAGCCUCAGUCGUGAAACCAAAAGACAAUCUUCGGCCUGAAGGUGAAUUUGAAAGGAGACCACAAGAAAAAGCCCCAGUGCGUGGAGAAAGGGCUCCAAUAGUUAAGCCUCAGGACAAUUUGAAGCCUGAGGGAGAAUUUGAAAAGCGUCCUCUAGAAGAAUCACCGAGAAGAGGAGAACGAGCACCCAUUGUUAAGCCUCAAGACAAUUUGAAACCUGAAGGUGAAUUUGAAAAACGUCUAAGAGAAGAAACUCCUCUUAAAGGUGAAAGAGCUCCAGUCAUAAAACAUAGGGACAAUUUGAAGCCUGAAGGUGAUAUUGAAACAUACAGAACCAGAGACGAUUUUGUCAUUGUAAGAGGGGAGAGGGCUGAAAUAACUAAGCAUGAGGACAAUCUCCAAGUUACUGGCGAAUUUACCGGAAUUCGCCGAGAUGACUAUAGUGUAUUUAGAGGAGAGAGAGCUGAAAUGCAUAAACAUACCGAUAAUUUGAAAAUGGAAGGAGAGUUUAUAGAUGUGACAAGAAGGGAUGACUACAGAGUGGUUAGAGGAGAAAGAGCAGAAAUUCACAAACACACAGACAACUUAAAAAUGGAAGGGGAGUUUACUGAUAUGAGGAGCAGAGAUGAUUACAGAGUAGUACGAGGUGAACGAAGUGAAGUUAAAAAGCAUGUUGACAACCUGUAUAUUGAGGGCGAGUUCAUAGAUGUACGAAGCCGAGAUGAUUACAGAUAUUUUAAGGGCGAAAGGGUGGAUAUUGUGAAACAUCCAGAUAAUCUGAAACCUGAGGGGGAAUUUGAGAAGCGUCCAAAAGAAGGCACUCCACUGAGAGGUGAAAGGGCUCCAAUUGUAAAACCGCAAGACAAUCUUAAACCUGAAGGCGAGUUUGAGAAACGUCCCAAAGAACAAACACCAGUAAGAGGAGAAAGAGCACCAGUUGUAAAACCUAAGGAUAAUCUUUAUCCAGAAGGUGAAUUUGAAAGACGUCCAAAAGAUGACACUCCUAAAAGGGGUGAGAGAGCUCAAGUUGUUAAGCCAAAAGACAACUUAAAACCAGAGGGAGAGUUUGAGAAGAGGUCACCUGAAAAAGUCAAACCGGGCGAAAGAGCAGAAAUAGUAAAACAUCCAGACAAUUUGAGACCAGAGGGUGAAUUCAUUGAUCAUCGCUCCAGAAAUGAUUAUAAGACUGUCAGAGGUGAACGAGUUGAAAUAGUUCACCACGAAGACAAUUUAAAAAUGGAAGGUGAGUUAGAAAUUCAUCGGUCUCGAGAUGACUAUAAUGCAACCCGAGGGGAACGAGCUCAGGUCACUAUUAGGGGUGAUAAUCUUAGAAUGGAAGGUGAAAUUGAAGAAUAUAGAUCUAGAGAUGACUAUAAAAACGUAAGAGCUGAAAAGUCUAAAGUUGUCAAACAUGAGGAUAACCUCAGAAUGGAGGGUGAAUGGGAAAUAUCAAGAAGAGAUGACUAUUCAGCUGUAAGAUCUGAACGUGUGGAAGUAGUUAAACAUGAAGAUAAUCUCAGAGUCGAAGGUGAAUUUAUUGAUCAUCGAUCAAGAGAUGACUAUAAAAUUGUCCACGCAGAGAGGCCAAAAAUAACAAAACAUCCUGAUAAUCUUAGACCUGAAGGUGAGUUUGAGAAACGGCCAAAGGAUGAUAAACCUCUCAAGGGUGAAAGAGCUCCUGUCGUUAAACCUCAAGAUAACCUUCGUCCAGAGGGUGAGUUUGAAAAGAGAACACCACAAAAAGUUGGGCCUGGUGAACGAGCUGAAAUAGUUCGACACCCUGAUAAUCUAUGGCCAGAGGGAGAUUUUGAAAGACCAAACAAAGAAAAAGUAGGUCCUGGUGAGCGUAGAACCCCUAUAAGACAUCCAGAUAAUUUAAAACCUGAGGGAGAUUUUGAUCGUAAAUCUCCCUCCCCAUAUCAGCCAGGGGAACGAGCACCAGUGGUUAAACAUCCAGACAAUUUACACCUUGAAGGUAAUUUUGAAACUCCUAACAAACCACCCAUUGGCCCAGGUGAACGAAGGACACCAAUAAGACAUCCAGACAAUUUGAGGCCAGAAGGGGACUUUGAAAGGCCAUCAGCUAGUCCAGUUGGGCCUGGAGAGCGUCAAAAACCAAUAAAACAUCCUGAUAACCUUAGGCCAGAAGGUGAAUUUGUAAAGAGGACUCCAACUAGUAUUGGUAAAGGAGAGAGAGCAGAAAUAGUGAGAUAUCAAGAUAAUUUGAAGGUUGAAGGUGAAUUCCACGGAACUCCACAUUUGAGAGAGGACUUCAAACCAGGAAAAGGAGAGAGAGCAGUAGUCCAAAAGCCGAGAGAUAAUCUACAAGUUGGAGAAGGUGAGUUUGAGCGAACAACCUUGAAAAAGACUGAGUUCAAAGUAGUCAGAGGUGAACGUGCAACGACAAAAAGGUAUGAAGAUUCUCUCAAAAUUGGAGAUGGCAAAAUGGACUCCACAACAACAUCAAGAGAGACAUUUUCAGUUCAACAAAAAGACAGCACACCAUCAGGAAUCAAUAGAAGAAGGCACAUUGAAUCACAAAUUACUCUCGGUGAUGACAGAUCUACAAUGGCAUCUUACAAUCGCAAAUCUUACAGCACUGACAAAGAUUUAACAAGUCGUCACCAAGAUGUUCAGAAAUCAACCGAAACUAAAACUCUAGCCGAUGGGAGUGUUGUAACCGUCACUAAACAUGUUACUAAAGAAACCUCAGGAGUUGAAAAGAGGGUCCAGCAGAAAGAAGAAACACAACAACAUAUAUCUAAAUCCGAGCAAUAUAUAAACGAAGAAAAAAGGAUAUCUAAUGAAAACAUUAGAAGACAAUCACAUGUUACAGAUUCAAGAGAUACGGUUCAAAACGGGUACACAAAACAUGCCACUAAUGUUUCUCAAUCUAGUCAGGCAAUGAUUGAUGAGGCUAGACACUCUCAGUCGCGGCAACACCAAGAAUCCCGUACAUCUCAACAAUCUCACCACACCAGUCACCAGUCCGAACAGCACUUGUCGAAAUCCUCUUCAACCCAAAGCAUGAAACAAAUCAUUGACCAGGAAGCUAGAGUUUAUCAGCAGAACCAAGCAAGAUCUGGAUCUUCUAGCAACAUACAUCAUCAUAUGACAUCUCACAUCCAAGAAUCAAACCUUAAGGAAAGACAUUCACAGAGUGCUCAAUCCUCGGUGUCGAGGCAUUCUACCAGCCACACGUCCAGCCAGCAAAGGUUGGAGAACAGUAAGCGGCACUCCAAGAGUAGAACUAGUAUGGAGUUCCUACAUGCUCUGGAGGGAACAGGACCAUCUGUUCAGCCAGUGAGGCAGUCAGACGGCUACCACCGCAAGAGUGUCAUCACUUCAUCCGCUAAAGAUGCAAACAACACAAUACUUCAUCGCAAAGGUGUGCAAUCUUCUACAGAAGCACUUCACACAAUAUCCUCCACCGCUUCUCAGCAAAAGAAGAGCAUCCAGCAUAUCGACUUAUCUCAAACAUCUCACCAAGAAGGAAGGAAGAGCUUGAGCUCAAUGUACAGGCAAGGAGCGAUGUACGAAGCUCAUCCUGCCACUAUGAUAAGGAGACAAGACAAUCUCAGCGUCGGGGGAGGCCAUUUCUAUGGUCAGAGCGAAGCGAAGGCUUACGGAAACUUUGCAACUACAGAACGUGUGACGAGAGUCAGAGCGUCUAACGCAUCUCACUUCAGCCUCGGAAGUGAAUCUCAGCAGUCCAUCAGCACUUUGUACCGCAAGGAGUUUACACCUCGAGUCACGGGACCUUGCCCAGCAGCUCUCAUAGAGACCAAGAAAGAGCAAGCACCAUUCAAACACACCAGAGACACUCCCAAACACAAGUUCUACCUGCCUAAAGUUUCUAACUAAAAAUAAGAAGGAAAAUUUCAUAAAAUAUGCAUUGUCUACUAUUUCUAUAAAAACACAAGCAAUAUAAAUUAACAAUUGUAAGAUACAUUUUGUAACAAGGACUGCCUUUGAAUUAGACUGUGAUAUAGAAAACCGUCCUUUCAAAUCUUCCAUAUGAUUUUUUGUUUUCAAUUUUAAAAUUCACAACUUUUUAUUAUUUAUUUUUAGAGUGUGUAUUGACAUUUUAUAUUCCUAAUGACCAAACUAAGGUCCUUAUAACAGUUUUUGUUUUCAUGAAUUUAAAAUGAAUUGUUAAGAAUUUAUGUUUGUCUUGCAAUAUAUUAAUUUGUUUAGUCGGUUGAAUUUGUUGUUCCUGAAGCAAUCCGCCCUUAUGGGCAUUGUUAAGUGUUUUAGAUUGUUGAAUUUUAUAUUUUUAUAUUGUUCCCUAUAGUUAAUAAGCUUGUUAGUAUUUUAUAACACAAUAUGAGCUUGUAUAAUAAAUAGUUACAGGGGUUUUAAUACUUUUUGCUUGUAUAGAUUUAACACUGUUUGUAAAUAAACUGUAUAUCUUAAGAGGUAUAAGUAAUGUUAACAAUUUAUAAUUUUAAAGUGCAAUUAACUAAUUGGAGAGCCUAUAGAAUGUUCAGUUUAACUCGAUUAAUGGUAUUAUGCAAUAUACAAUGUUUUGUUACACUGUUUAUUUUUGUUACUUUAAUGUCACAUUAACUUUAAUUUCAAUUAUUUAUGGACCAUUAAUUUAAUUAUUACAUUAAAUUAAUAAAUGUUACUUUCUUCA
Macrosteles quadrilineatus (aster leafhopper) is the source of this 20637-nucleotide messenger RNA. RefSeq lists its product as uncharacterized. The record is from RefSeq and is a predicted model, not a curated record. Bases 135 to 19862 code for a protein of 6575 amino acids. Gene Ontology annotation, molecular function: microtubule binding. Lineage: Eukaryota; Metazoa; Arthropoda; Insecta; Hemiptera; Cicadellidae. Gene Ontology annotation, biological process: microtubule anchoring. The transcript has 7 exons. Gene Ontology annotation, cellular component: sperm flagellum; cytoskeleton; ciliary basal body.